UCGAGAGAAACAAAAACCUAGUUGAUAUACUAGAAAAAAUGAUGAGCGAAAUACAACCCUCACCGGAAAAUCAAGGAACUUACAAAGAAAAUGGUCCAAAAUAACGAAGAAUUCGAAAGAGAAAGCGUAACAAAAUGGCUAGAAAAAAACACACUAGAACCAAUAGAGAAAUCCACCUUCGAUGUGGACACCCAAACUAUGCCGAAAAGGAAAAAAGGUGACGGCAGAAAUUUAGACACAAACUGAACCGUGGCACGGCACACAAGUAAGAUGAGUUAAGUUCCCUAGAGGGUAUCGAAGAGCUAGACCAAUACAGACGAAUUAAAAGCAUGAAAUGGGACCAGAGCCUAUUCGAAAGACAGAAAUUAUCGUGGGGAAUCCUCUGGUCACAAGUAAUCAAACCACUAAGGUGGUGUUGAUCGAAACAAACGAUAAAGACAUGAAUUCUUCUAUCCAGAGAUUGUACCGGGAAAAAUUCCCCAAACUAAUUAAUAUUAAAGAUUUCGAGGUCAUAGAGCAAAUCACGAAAAUAAAGUCAGAAAACGAUGGAACGAAAUUAAGGAAAAAGAUAAUCGAGGUCCACCACGACGAAACCAUACCGGACACAUGGGAAAAACUACAGAGGAUCAAGGAAGAGACCCUGUCAGACGAGAGGGUGGCAAUCCACCACAUCAACACCACACCAGAGAACCUCCAGAAGAUGACUGAAAUGAUAUUCCAUAAAACGAAUACUAAAGUGGCCAUUUACACCACAGCGAAUAAAAGGGAAGCGGAAAAGAUUAAAACAACGUAUGGAAUGAUCAUCAGCGACAGUGAAAAAGCAUAAAAGGAAGUCCUAGGCAGAGUCAAGACUAUCGUUGGAAGUAAUUCAUCGGUCAAAGCCAUCAGAGGCCUAAGAAGCACAAAAGACGGGAAACUACUACUUACGAUAGAAAAGAUCAAACAGAUCUCAGUAACUUACACAACACAACAGGACAGUAUCACGGGUCUAAAAACAAGGAGGCUAGGACUAGAGAAGAGUAGAGCCAUACAUCUGAGAGGGAUGGAAGCAGACACUCCCUAGAAGACAUCAAACACAAUCCAUUAUAGAAAUCACGGGCAAAUCGGAAGACGAUAAUAAGAUAAGUGAACUCCGUCCACUUAGCAAGAAGACAUCAAACACAAUCCAUUAUAGAAAUCACGGGCAAAUCGGAAGACGAUAAUAAGAUAAGUGAACUCCGUCCACUUAGCAACGAUACCCUAGCAGCAAUCCUCACUCUAAAAUCAAACGACGCAAAUAAAAUUUUGGAGGAAGGCUCCCUGCGGGUGGUCUCGUCAAAUGUAGGAUAGAGAAGAGAUUAAGUAUCAGAAGAUGCCAGAAAUGUUGGUCGUACGACCACUAUUCUGACACAUGUAAUAGCCCAGACCAAUCCAAAGACUGUUUUAAAUGUGGACAGAGAGAUCACAUCUCAAAAGAAUGUAAACACGAAGAGACAUGCCCACUAUGAAGAGAGGCAGGACAUAAAAUGGGCACCAUGAAGUGUCCAAAAUUCAAAAUCAUCCUUAAGAAUGCUAGACUGGAGAAUAAAAACAAGAACUUUGUGGCACCUACAGCCGAAAGACCCCACGAAGACAGAAAACAAGAUGAAAAAGAAGAGCCCAAUACCUCUGAAGAUUCCUUUAGUAGACAAUGCGACGAACUGGUAAAUGAGGCUCGUGCCACGGUAGCUGUAACAGCACCGAGCUAACAAAUUAAUAUCAAUAUGAUGUCCAUUAAAAUAUUACAAAUUAACAUCGGACGUGCCAGGGGGGGCACACGAUACAGAUAUUAUAUUUCUACAAGAGCCAAACAAAAAGAACGUUACAAACCUGGGACUAAUCUCAGACUCUAGGAAAGAUGUAGCAGUCUAUAUUAGAAAUAAAAACGUAGGCACACUGGAACACUCAUGCAAAACAGGAUAUGUAAAAAUAAAUAUAAAUGGAAUGAUCUUUUAUAACUCACCGAAUCACAUUUAUGUAAAAUUGGAAUAUUGGA
Messenger RNA from Psylliodes chrysocephalus, 2014 nucleotides. The record is from the annotation of a GenBank genome assembly. Lineage: Eukaryota; Metazoa; Arthropoda; Insecta; Coleoptera; Chrysomelidae.